AUGGAAGAAAUAGAAGAAGAUAACAGUGAAAUAAACGCCUCUGAAGAUAGUAAACAGGAUGAUGAAGAAGUAGUCCAAUUUAAAAGACCAAAAACUCUUUCUAAACGUGCCAAAAAUAUUGAUAUAGAAAAAAAAAUGAAUGAAGCAUAUGAUUAUUUAAAACAACUAAUAAUGUUUCGUCUUGUAACAGCUGCGGAGAAGGAGAAUUCGGAGAUGGCUGUGGGGAGAAAGUAUUUGAGAGUAACUCCGGAGAAGGUGACGGAUGGUAGGACGAGGAUGGCUGUGAAGAAGUUGAUGGACGAUAAUUUGGGGAUCUCUGUGGAAAGGGAUAUGGAUGGUAGGAUGGGGAUGGCUGUGAAAAAAUUGACAGACGAUAAUUUUGGGAUGGCUGUGGAAAAGUAUAUGGAUAGUAGGAUGGGGAUGUUUGUGAAGAAGGUUGAUGGCUGUCAAGGAGUUGAAUUGCUGGCUGCACCGAAUCAUGGCUUGAACACCAGCGGCACUGAUGACACAGUAUCUGUUGUUACGACCACUAGUAAUAAUCAAACAAGUGGACAACAAACAAUUAUUAAUAAUGACAAUAAUGAGGACUAUGGAGCUUCAACAAGCAGUCGAAUGACUGAUGUUACAAGUAUCCACAUAACGGACUCCACAGAAACGUUCAAUUCAUACGGAAGUAGAGCGGACUCCGCCCGGCUCUCGUCAGCAACUGAAUAUACAAAAUUCUGCAAUGCAUUACAACUUAGACUUGCCCUUAACACGACAAGUAACCCUGAUUCGGAUGACAAUAAUUAUAUUAAGAUUACAAAGAGCCUUAAACGUGCGUUAGGCGAUCUCCCAUUUCAGCCGCUGUCGUCCAUCUCUGAAAUCAAAGUUAUGUUUGCUGAGCUAAAAACUCAACAAGAUCAGAAAUUUGAAUUACUGAAUACCGCCCUCAUGACCAUCGUGACCCAAAAUCAAGAAAUUCAAAAAUCUGUUGAGACUCUUACUCACCAACAUCAAGAUUUGUUAGCAAAAAUAAAUCAUUUAGAGCUAGAAAAUAAUGAAUAUAAGCAGCAAAUCCUCACCUUAGAAACUAAACUAGACCUCCUUGAAAAAUGCGCGCGUGGUAAUUCAAUUGAAAUACGUAACCUGCCGGUACAGACCAACGAAAAUAAGAUAGUCCUGAACGAUAUAAUCCAUAAACUUGGCUUAACUUUGGGUCUGAAUACUCCCAUUCAGGACUCGGAGAUAAGAAAUAUAUUCCGUACAAAGACAGACGCCAUAAUAGUAGAUUUCAAUUCAAUACUGAGGAAGGAAACUUUUCUUUUAAAUUAUAAAAAUUAUAAUAAAUCCAAACGGCAAAACGGAGAAACAGUGUUAAACUCGGAACACAUUAAUUUACCUGGUACACCGCGCUCAAUCUACAUUUCAGAAUACUUGACAACCAAAUUAAGAAGAGUUUUUUAUAUAGCCCGUGAGAGUGUCAAGAACAAAAAGUUAUUUGCUGCAUGGACCGCUUACGGUAAGAUCUAUGUAAAGAAAGAAGGGGGAACUAAGCCAAUUCGCGUUGACAACGAAUCAGAACUAUAUAAACUUACUUUGUGA
Messenger RNA from Parnassius apollo (apollo), 1584 nucleotides. NCBI's taxonomy places the organism in Eukaryota, Metazoa, Arthropoda, Insecta, Lepidoptera, Papilionidae. The record is from the annotation of a GenBank genome assembly.